This is a messenger RNA of Bipolaris zeicola 26-R-13, 2061 nucleotides long. RefSeq lists its product as uncharacterized. Lineage: Eukaryota; Fungi; Ascomycota; Dothideomycetes; Pleosporales; Pleosporaceae. The transcript is spliced from 2 exons. Bases 1 to 2061 code for a protein of 686 amino acids. The record is from RefSeq and is a predicted model, not a curated record.
AUGGCGCCCCUUAACAAGUCCAUCAACACCUAUCACUGCAUCCAAGGCCUGUACUGGAGAGAUGCUUCAGGCGAACUCCUAGCUGUCGAAGGAAGCAAUUCAAAAUCGCUCCCAGAGAUAUGGACACAACUCAAAGAUAUUGUAUGCUCCACUGACGCGUCGUGGACCCAACUUCAAUUGCCCUCUGGCAAAGCCAUCAAGACUCUUCAGAUCAACGCCAGCAUUCCAGCUCUUCUCAACAUUCGCUCAAAUUUCCCACCAUCAUAUCAACAAGAAGAACUCAACACACAAGUGUCCGAGAUCCAGCACGCAAAUGGUCUGUUCUUGGGCAUUCUUACAUCCAGACCAAAGUCGGUCAAAGCCGAUGGCUUUGGAGUAUGGGCAGAGCGCUUCGUCCUCCUAGAGACCGAAUUUCAACCAUUUGCUCACAUCUCGACAUCAACUACACCAUGGGCUCAAAAGCACCGCGAGACCUGUGCAGUCAUUGCCGAAAUUUUCGAGCGCAGACUCAAGAACGUCUCCAAGGAUGACCAAUGGCAUGUAUGCGGUAAAGAGGUGUUCUUGAACCGUGUCUACGGAUAUGUCGACAAGAACCUUCCAAUCCAACUAGCCCUUCCUGCCUUUCCCUGCAAGUCGCCGAACCCUAACAAAGCUGGCGGCAUCAUGCCGGAUCUGGCUGAACACAUUGCCAUGGAUGCGCUUCACGCCUUUGUUCAAGAGGUGAACGGCGUGUAUGCGCCAGGCGCAACCAUGUGGGUUAUCAAUGACGGCCACGUCUUUUCUGAUUGCAUUGGAGUUGACGAUGAGAUGAUCGACACAUACGAUGCCUGCAUGGCAGCGAUAUACAAGCAACGAUACCCAGAAGACGCUGGCCCUGUCCCCGCCAUUAAAUUCAAGGGCCUAAAGAAUAUCUUUGCGGCCGACUCUGAUGGCUUCCUAGGCCUACAGAAGCUACUCCAGAACUCACACCAGAUGCCUCAUCCCGUCAAGACGAAGCUCACCGGUGAAGCUGAGCUCUGUCGCAAACUGAUGCUUGGCAUCGGAGGACCCGACCGCGCAUACAUCCGCCAGCUGAUUGAGCAGCAAGAACCCGAUGCUCUUGGACUUUACCGAGGCCAGACACGCUUCAUGCUCGAAGAUUUGGCUGAUAUUCCAUCAGUCAAGUCUCUGAGCGGCAAGCAAAAGAAGAAGACAGCUGCUCUUGUAGCAGAAGAGAUGAUGUCUCGAAACCAAGCAUACUCCAACCUGACGGAGCUCCUCCUUCCAAACUACGUUCGUCUCUCGAUUCAUGCACACAACAACGCUGGUCCCAAAUUUGCUAUCCGUCUAUUGCCAGCAGACAAGGUACGCGCAAUCGACUCGCUUGAGACGUGCCUUGAGCCCAAUCCCGUGUAUGAAUACCAGCUCCCAACGCCUUGGCACAACUGCAUGAUCAAGGUAGAAGGCGAUGAGUUCAUGUACCUCGCAAAAGCCCAAGUAGCCAGGAAGGCUCUACAAACCCCAGGUUUCGAAGGCUCUUGGGUAGAUGGACCCGAUGGAUCAUACUUCAGCCUAAGGCGCAAGUCAGCCGAAACAGCGGGCACCAUUGCUCCUCCCAAGCUCAUUAUUCCCGGAACUACACCCAUGGAGAAGGUCAGCGUCUUCAACCAGAACAAGAAGAGCACCAUUGUCCUCGUUACGCCGAUCCACGAGAAGCAGAGGCCAAUCAUUAUCUGCUCGCCGGUCGUGGGCAAGAACAGCCCCAUUGUCGUUACUUCGGCGGCAGGCGAGGGCCAGCGACCCAUUGUCGUCUGCUCGCCCAUCACCCGCAGGCAAGCCAUGUUCUCCCCCAUUGCCGAAAAGAUGCGCUCGCCCAUUGGCUCUCCUAUCGUACGCAGGAAGACACAGGUCAUUGCUUGCGAUCCUGCGGCCGAAAAGGGCGCCACGGUAGCUGUUUCACCCGUGGAGACUGGAUCUCUUGCGCGACAGGAUACUCACUUUGUUCAGCGGGGUGAGAAGAACAAGCUGCGCAGGCUUCUUCCUGUCAUCAGCAUGAUGCGGUCCAUUCGGGCGCAAGCGUAG